CCGGCACUCUAAAUUUAGCAUGUCUCCACUCGCGUAGCUAUUUUGAUCCCAAAGAAACUUCUAGUGGUCCAUUUGAAGCCAGAAAAGCCGGCGAGCCACACGGACUCGUUCAAUUGCAAGCUCCGACGUCCACGAGGAAAGUGGUGAAAUGGCGGCACCCGCAGUAGGCAUUGACUUGGGCACAACCUACUCAUGUGUUGGAGUUUUCCAACAUGGCAAGGUGGAAAUCAUUGCCAACGACCAGGGCAACAGGACCACACCUAGCUAUGUUGCAUUUACCGAGACUGAGCGCUUGAUUGGCGACGCCGCCAAGAACCAAGUUGCCAUGAAUCCGAACAACACAAUUUUUGACGCUAAGAGACUAAUCGGUCGUCGUUUCGAAGACUCGUCGGUGCAGGGUGACAUGAAACACUGGCCGUUCACCGUCACCAGCGACGGUGGCAAGCCGAUGAUUCAGGUCAUGUACAAGGACGAGCAGAAAACAUUUUCUCCAGAGGAGAUCAGCUCGAUGGUCCUCGUCAAGAUGAAGGAGACCGCCGAAGCUUACCUCGGCAAGUCAGUGAAGGACGCCGUCAUCACGGUGCCCGCCUACUUCAAUGACAGCCAACGUCAGGCCACCAAGGACGCUGGAGUCAUUGCCGGCCUCAAUGUCCUCAGGAUCAUCAACGAACCCACCGCGGCUGCUAUUGCCUACGGACUGGACAAAAAGGCUCAGGGUGAGCGAAACGUCUUGAUUUUUGAUUUGGGUGGCGGCACCUUUGACGUGUCCAUCCUGACCAUCGAGGAUGGAAUUUUUGAGGUCAAGUCCACCGCUGGAGAUACCCAUCUUGGAGGAGAGGACUUUGACAACCGCAUGGUCAACCACUUUGUGCAGGAGUUCAAGCGCAAGCACAAAAAGGACCUGAGCGUCAACAAGCGUGCCCUGAGGCGUCUGCGCACUGCCUGCGAAAGGGCAAAGAGGACCCUUUCCUCCUCAACACAGGCCAGUCUUGAGAUUGACUCGCUCUUCGAAGGCAUCGACUUCUACACGUCAGUGACUAGGGCUCGCUUCGAAGAGCUCAACUCGGACCUUUUCAGGGGCACCCUGGAGCCGGUGGAGAAAUCCCUGAGAGACGCCAAGAUGGACAAAAACCAGAUCCACGACAUUGUCCUUGUCGGAGGCUCAACCCGAAUCCCUAAGAUCCAGAAACUCCUGCAGGACUUCUUCAACGGCAAGGAGCUCAACAGGUCCAUCAACCCUGACGAGGCUGUUGCUUACGGAGCGGCAGUCCAGGCGGCCAUUCUACACGGCGAUAAGUCCGAGGAAGUGCAAGACCUGCUGCUCCUGGACGUCACCCCUCUCAGCUUGGGAAUUGAGACUGCUGGUGGGGUGAUGACCGCCCUUAUCAAGAGGAACACAACAAUCCCAACAAAGCAGACCCAGACUUUUACCACCUACUCAGACAACCAACCUGGAGUUCUCAUUCAGGUUUACGAGGGCGAGCGGGCUAUGACAAAGGACAACAACCUACUGGGAAAGUUUGAGCUGACCGGUAUCCCUCCGGCGCCACGCGGUGUGCCUCAGAUCGAGGUGACCUUUGACAUUGACGCCAACGGCAUUCUAAAUGUCACCGCCAUUGAGAAGUCAACCAACAAAGAGAAUAAAAUUACCAUUACCAACGACAAGGGCCGACUCAGCAAGGAGGAUAUUGAGCGCAUGGUUAAUGACGCCGAGCGAUUCAAAUCUGAAGAUGAAAAUCAACGCACCAGGGUUUCGGCAAAGAACGCACUUGAGGCAUAUUGUUUCAACAUGAAGUCGACCAUGGAGGAUGAGAAGAUCAAGGACAAAAUCCCUGACAGCGACAGACAAACGGUUUUGGACAAGUGCAACGAGGCCAUCCGCUGGCUGGACGCAAACCAGCUGGCAGAAAAAGAGGAAUUUGAGCACAAGCAAAAGGAGCUGGAGGGCGUUUGCGGACCAAUCGUCACAAAACUUUACCAACAAGCUGGAGCCGGCGCUCCACCCCCAGGCGCCGCCGCCGGAGCAGCCCCCGGCGCUGGUGGAGCUGCAGGACCAACCAUCGAGGAAGUUGAUUAAUUGUCAAAAGAGAAUUUUAUGGACCAAAGAUUGUGCAAUUACUGAGGCAAUAAAUUAUUGCUGAGAUACAUAAAAAAAAUUGC
Messenger RNA from Neocloeon triangulifer, 2160 nucleotides. Its product is annotated as heat shock 70 kDa protein cognate 4-like. Gene Ontology annotation, biological process: protein refolding; vesicle-mediated transport; cellular response to unfolded protein. Gene Ontology annotation, molecular function: ATP hydrolysis activity; heat shock protein binding; misfolded protein binding. NCBI's taxonomy places the organism in Eukaryota, Metazoa, Arthropoda, Insecta, Ephemeroptera, Baetidae. Gene Ontology annotation, cellular component: plasma membrane; cytosol; cytoplasm. The record is from RefSeq and is a predicted model, not a curated record. The coding region runs from base 149 to 2077 and encodes 642 amino acids. The transcript has 7 exons.